GGUCCUGGGGAGAGUCUUGAUGAGCAAUUCUCAUGUGGUAGCCCCAAGCCGUUCAUCUGUAGAUUGGUAACAUAACGAUAAUGAUGCCGUGGGAGGCAUUCAAGAGCACAAAGAUUGCGCAGCCAUAUGUAUCAGGAGAAGAAGCGACUAGACGUGGAGUGGCGAGGGUCGCAUUUGGUAGGGUGCGCACAUCUCCCGCGGUCGUCAAGGCCGAUAUCGCUUCAGGGAGAGAGGGGCGGCGAAGGAGCAAGAUGUUUCCACCUGGGAUGAGAGAGCAUGCUAGGUCUAUCCGCCAUGCUCAACGAUCCUCGUCUAGCGUGUUCCCUCACCGCAGCCUGAGCAUCUUCCCUGACCAAAAAGGGAGAAGGUGGACGCUGCACAGGCGUCUGUCGACCGCUCGACGAUGUUGCCCAUUCCCUCUGCAUCGCGCCGCGGUCAGGCUCAGCUUCGCCUUGACCUGUGUCCAUGUGCAUACCGCCUGCCGAAUCCAUCCAUGCGCUCUCCACCAUCCCAAUGUCCGCCUCGGACUGCGAUGCGGGGCGCGGCGCGUGUGAUGCCGCAGGAUAUGCAGCUCUUGGAGCCCCAAUGGCCCAACCAGUACUCAAAGACCUUCUGGGUGUACUCGCCGGACUCCUCAAUGUUUGAAAAGCAGGCGAUGUGGGUGAUCUGCCCACCUCCGCAUCGUGUAAGCUUC
Molecule: messenger RNA, 694 nt
Organism: Ceraceosorus guamensis
Lineage: Eukaryota; Fungi; Basidiomycota; Exobasidiomycetes; Ceraceosorales; Ceraceosoraceae
Exons: 1
Coding region: 81-554 (157 amino acids)
Source: RefSeq, a predicted model, not a curated record